This is a messenger RNA of Rotaria sp. Silwood1, 2031 nucleotides long. The record is from the annotation of a GenBank genome assembly. NCBI's taxonomy places the organism in Eukaryota, Metazoa, Rotifera, Eurotatoria, Philodinida, Philodinidae.
AUGGAUGAUGAACAAACAAUAACCGAUUCAACUAAUAAAACAAUAUCUGAAUUAGAUUUACGUACAAGAAAAGCUUAUCAAUUUAAAACAAGUGUACUUGAACGUUUACGUGAACAACGAAAUUCAAGAGAAUUUUGUGAUCUUGUUCUCUGUGCUGAAAAUGAAAAAUUUAAUGUACAUAAAUGUGUACUUGUGGCUAGUUCGGAUUAUUUUGAAGCUAUGAUAAGUCGAAGUGGAAUGCAAGAAGCAACAGCUGAUACUAUUGAAUUGAAGGAUAUCACAGCAAAUGGCUUACGAGCUGUUCUUGAAUUUAUUUACACCGGUGAAUUAUCAUUAAGUAUUGAGAAUAUAGCUGAAGUACUUCGUGCCGUAACACAUUUACAAGUGAAUCAUGCAAUAAAACUUUGUGAAGAAUUUUUAAUUGAAGAAACAACUGUUGAUAAUUGUAUUGAUGUUCUUAGUCUUGCUGAUUUAUUUUCUAUUCCUGUAUUAGAAAAGAUAAAUAAAUUUGUUUUACGUAAUUUUCCUAAAGUUGCACUUAAUGAAGGUUUUAAACGUUUAACAUAUGAACAAAUUCUUUAUUUAAUACGUUCAAAUGAAUUUCGUCUUUAUCCAGAAAUAAAAGUUUUUGAUAUGUGUGUUGAAUGGUUAAAAUCAGAUGAAAAAAAUCGUAUGAUUUAUGCAAGUUCAUUAAUGGAACAUGUUCGAUUUCAAACAAUGAAACCUGAAGAAUUUAAUGAUUUAGUUAUGUCACAUAAUUUUAUGAAAACAGAUCCGAAUUGUAUACGUUAUGCAUUUGAAGCAUAUUCAUAUUUUUCAUUACCAAAUCGUCAAUAUUGUUCAACAUCACCACGAAGUAAAAUACGUAAUGAAGCAAGUCUUGUUUGUGUUAAUGAAUCAAUGUAUAUAUUAAAUAAACAUGAUGAUGUUUGGGAAUAUAUGUGUAAUUCAUUAGCAACAUGGAGAACAUUAUCACAAAAAUUUGUUGUUGUUAAUAAUUUUCUUUAUGCAUGUGGAGGUUAUUCAGAAAAUAAUCGAGAAACAACAAAUGCAUGUUAUCGAUUCGAUCCAAGAACAGGUUUAUGGUCGGAAAUUGCAAGACUUUGUGAAAAAAGACAAUUUUUUUCCUUAGCUGGAUCAAAUGAAUGUUUAGUUGCCGUUGGUGGAGUUUAUGGUGAUAAAGGAAAUUUUUAUGCUACACAUCCUUGUUCAACAGCAAUUGAAGUAUAUAGUAUUGAAAAAGAUCAAUGGCGAACAUUAGCAUGUACAGAUUUACCAAUACUUAAAUGGCCAGGAGCAUGUGUUGCAGAAAAUUUUGCUUUUGUAAUCGGUGGAAAACAUACUGAUGGACUUAAUCAUCGUUUAUCAGAAAAUUCUUAUAUGGUUGAUUUAGAAUCUGGUCAUGUAACAAUAUGUGCAGCACCAUUAACUGUUCGAUUUAAUCCAACUGUGUUUUAUCAAAAUAAACGUUUAAUUUUAUUCGGUGGAGAAGAUGAUAAAUAUCGUUUAGCACCUUGUAUCGAAAUGUAUGACUUGGCAACAAAUCAAUGGACAGAAAUAGCAACUAUACCUGUAUCACAUUCAUAUCAAUGUAUCUCAAGUUCAUCUAUAAUGGGAGAUAAAAUACAUUAUUUACUUGAAGAACAUGAUGGUCCAUCAAGUGAAUCAUAUAUUCUUAAAUCAUCUUAUUUUGAUAUUGAAAAACGUACAUUUGAACGAAGUGUUCAAUUACCUCAUCCAUCAACAUUAGCUAGUAAAUGGUGUUCACUUGUUUUUCCUCAACAAUUUCUUGAUGGCUGUCAAACAUUUGAUAAUCAUGAAUCACAUCAUCAUCACAAUCACCAUCAUCAUCAUUAUCAUCCACAUUAUAAUCAUUAUCCAUCUGAUAAUGCUCCUCGACAUAGUUUAGGUGAAAUAUCAAGUGGUGGUGAUGUAUCAUCAAGUAGUACAAAUAGUGCCAGUAAUAGUCCAAUGAUUUAUCAACGUCAUAGAUAUUAUCCUGAACUUCACCAUCGUACUUGUUCAAAUUAA